AUGGAUAGCGGGGACGCGUACCGCAUGCUUCAGAUCCCCGACCGAACUGCAGACGAAGAUGCCGUCAUGGCUGCUUACACAAUCUGUAUAGAUGAGAACCCUGGUCAAGCUGAAGUCUAUGGCCGUGCCCUCCGCCUCAUUGCCAGGGAAAUGGACAGCACCUUGCUAAAGAGCAUGGCAGGCAUCACGACUGAGACGGAACAGAACCUGUCUGAAUGGCCUGUCGGACUACAGAAUAUCGGCAACACCUGCUACCUAAACAGUCUCCUUCAGUUCUACUUUUCUAUCAAGCCGUACAGAGACCUCGUCUUAAAUAUUGAAAAAUAUCAAAUGGAUACGGCCAAUGAAGCAAGCAUGACAGGAAAGAAAGUGGGGUCUCGCAGAGUGUCUGGCAAGGAAAUUGAGCGCUCACUUCGAUUCCUCACGGAACUCAGGGUUCUGUUUCGUGACAUGAUCUCUUCGCAUAAAUCAUACGUCACUCCCAGCCAGGAGCUUGCUCGGUUGACUCUCAUCAGCCCCGGAAACGAAGCGGCGAUUCGUCGGCGGUCCACAAUAAGCGCUUCCAGGACUAACGGUCUCGGCGAUAUCAACGGGGCCCCUGUCUUGGGCCCGCUUGGUCCCCCUCAACCCAUUGCUGAGGACCAAAGCGAGCAGCAAACCACCUCUGUGGCAGAUAAUGUUGCGAUCAGCGACGCAGGGAGUGAGGCAACAUUAGUGUCUGAGAAUAAUGGCAAGGGUGUGGUUUCGCCACCCUUGGAUGCUGAACCAAUUAGCGAAGGCUAUGUGAACAUUUCUCCGACUCAGACUGAACCUCCUACCCGUCCGCCACCUGUUCCUCCGCGGCCUGCUCCGGAGAUUGACCCCAAGAAGCAGCUGAUUGAAGAAGUGGAGAUUGGUGCACAGCAGGAUGUCACAGAGGUCAUCAACAACGUACUCUUCCAGAGCCAGUGCGCCAUCAAGCCUCGGGAGGUUGCGUCGGAUGGUGAGCAAGUUGACCAUGUCAAAGAUAUGUUCUAUGGUCAGACUCGGUCCUACAUUACCACCUCCGGGGGUACGCGAUCGAAGGAUGAACGCUGGUGUGAUAUCAAAGUCGACGUGGCUCUUGGGUCUCGGGACAUCUAUGAUGCCAUUGACGGGGCCUUCGAUGUCCAAAAGAUCAGCGUUGAGAACGCUGAGGCCGAGCAAUACGGAUCCAUCACCCGCAUUCCCCCCAUCCUUCAAAUCCAGGUGCAGCGUGUACAAUUCGAUCUGGUGAAGAAGACUUCUUAUAAGUCGACCAACCACUUGCAGCUUUUCGAAACGAUUUACAUGGAUCGGUAUAUGGAACAUACUUCAAGGCCAGACCUGCUGGAGGCGAGACGUCAGUGCUGGGAGUGGAAGAAAAGCCUUUCAGGCAUUGAAGCACGCCAAGCAGAGCUCUUGCGCAAACAGGAAAAUGAUGGGCUUGACAUGGCAGCUCUCUUCCGCGAUGCCAAGGCUGUGCUCGAUGACUCGAAUCUGGACGAUGAAAGCACGAAGCAAGAAGACUCUACGAUGCUGGAGGCUAAGGAGUCAUCGGCCAAAUCUACCUCUGAUCUCGAUGAUUUGGAGAUCGACGCACAGCUCUCCGAGGAGCUCCAGCAGAUCUCUGAGGAUGUGGAGACAGAGUACCAAGCCCUCGAGCAGCAGAUUUCAGCCACAAAAGAGCUGAUUGCCGGCAAGUUUGCCAACUCCCAGAACGUCCCAUACCACUUGUAUGCGGUAUUUGUCCACCGCGGAUCCGUCUCAUUCGGCCAUUACUGGAUUUACAUCAAAGACUUCCAGAAGAACAUCUGGCGCAAAUACAACGACGAGUACGUGACUGAAGUCCAGAAUGUCGACGAAAUUUUCGGGAACAAGGAUGAUCCCAACCCGCCCACCCCCUAUUUCCUUGUCUACAUCCACGGAUCCAAGAAGGAUCUCCUGGUUGACCCCGUCUACCGCGAUAUUGUGGAGGAUACACAGGUAGAGACUUCAGCCAAUGACUCCUCCGCCAUGGAGGGCAUUCUCACCCCAAAUCCCAUCGAACAAGCACACCGGGACUCUGUGACUGAACAGCAGGCUCCCUCGGCUCCUCCUGCGACUGAGGAGUCUCAGGAUGCCAACAUGAAGGACCUUUGA
Molecule: messenger RNA, 2139 nt
Organism: Penicillium pulvis
Lineage: Eukaryota; Fungi; Ascomycota; Eurotiomycetes; Eurotiales; Aspergillaceae
Product: ubiquitin-specific protease UBP2
Exons: 5
Coding region: 1-2139 (712 amino acids)
Biological process (GO): proteasome-mediated ubiquitin-dependent protein catabolic process; protein deubiquitination; regulation of proteasomal protein catabolic process
Molecular function (GO): cysteine-type deubiquitinase activity; proteasome binding
Source: RefSeq, a predicted model, not a curated record